This is a messenger RNA of Pundamilia nyererei, 1372 nucleotides long. Its product is annotated as glutaryl-CoA dehydrogenase, mitochondrial-like. The coding region runs from base 110 to 1372 and encodes 420 amino acids. The record is from RefSeq and is a predicted model, not a curated record. Gene Ontology annotation, cellular component: mitochondrial inner membrane. Gene Ontology annotation, molecular function: fatty-acyl-CoA binding; flavin adenine dinucleotide binding; glutaryl-CoA dehydrogenase activity. NCBI's taxonomy places the organism in Eukaryota, Metazoa, Chordata, Actinopteri, Cichliformes, Cichlidae. The transcript is spliced from 11 exons. Gene Ontology annotation, biological process: fatty-acyl-CoA biosynthetic process; fatty acid beta-oxidation using acyl-CoA dehydrogenase.
CGUAAACCUGUGACGUUUCUAUUACUUAAGCAACUUUUCACAGCUCAUAUCGCCAUCGAAAAGUCAUCUUAUAAUCUGAUCACCCACCUGAGAGGGGGAAAAAAGUAAAAUGGCUCUCAGAAGUGCCUUCACACGUCUGCUCUCCAACAGCCGUAUGUCCGUGGCUGUCACUGCAUCCAGAGCUCAGGGCACAGCGGUUGCAGCACAAAAAGGUGCUGAAGAAGCCAAAAAGCCGGCAAAGCCAGCCAAGGUGGCAUUCAACUGGCGGGAUGCUCUCGACCUGGAGGGUCAGCUGACGGAGGAAGAGAUCAUGAUCCGGGACUCGUUUCGGGACUACUGCCAGGAAAAACUCAUGCCGCGCGUCCUUAUGGCCAACAGACAUGAACAUUUUCACCGUGAGAUUGUCUCAGAGAUGGGAGAGUUGGGAGUCCUAGGCCCGACUAUUAAAGGGUAUGGUUGUGCAGGUACGAGUUAUGUGGCAUAUGGUUUGAUUGCCAGAGAGGUUGAGAGGGUGGACAGUGGAUAUCGGUCUGUAAUGAGCGUCCAGUCUUCACUGGUCAUGCACCCGAUUAAUGCGUACGGCACAACAGCCCAGAAGGAGAAGUACCUUCCCCGGCUUGCUCGGGGAGAAAUUGUAGGUUGCUUUGGUUUGACAGAACCAAAUCAUGGCAGUGAUCCCAGCAGUAUGGAGACUAAGGCCAAGUACAACCCAUCGAGUGGUACCUUCACCAUCAGCGGAGCUAAGACCUGGAUCACAAACUCUCCUGUGGCAGACAUUGCAGUAGUCUGGGCGAAGUGUGAAGAUGGGAGAGUGCGGGGUUUCAUCUUGGAGCGUGGCAUGAAGGGCUUUUCUACCCCCAAGAUUGAGGGAAAAUUUUCUCUUAGGGCGUCUGCCACUGGCAUGAUCCUGAUGGAUGAAGUAGAAGUUCCUGAGGAGAACCUGCUGCCCAAUGUCUCUGGCCUCAGUGGUCCUUUUGGUUGUCUGAACAAUGCCCGGUAUGGUAUUGCCUGGGGAGCUCUGGGAGCAGCUGAAUUCUGCUUUCACGCUGCUCGACAGUACACUCUGGACAGAAUCCAAUUUGGUGUGCCACUGGCCAGAAACCAGCUGAUGCAGAAGAAAAUGGCUGACAUGCUAACAGAGAUCACCAUUGGGCUGCAGUCAUGCCUGUACCUGGGAAGGCUUGUUGAUGAGAAGAAGGCGGCACCGGAGAUGAUCUCCAUGCUGAAGAGAAAUAGCUGUGGCAAGGCACUGGAUAUUGCUAGACAGGCCAGAGACAUGCUAGGAGGAAACGGCAUCUCUGAUGAGUACCACAUCAUCCGUCAUGUCAUGAACUUGGAGGCUGUCAAUACAUAUGAGGGUAGGGAAAAUUAA